CCUUCUUCUUCCCUCCCAUUUUCCAUUCCCUUCAACCCUAAACCCUCUCCUUUCUCUCUCCUCUUCCUUCAUGGCUUCUCUUUCUCUCCUCUGCUCCAUUGCCUUCGUCUCUUUCUCCUCCCUCUUCCUCCUCUCUCACGCCAGAAUCCCCGGUGUCUACUCCGGCGGCCCCUGGCAGGACGCUCACGCCACCUUCUACGGCGGCAGUGAUGCCUCUGGAACCAUGGGUGGUGCUUGUGGGUAUGGGAAUCUCUACAGCCAGGGCUAUGGCGUCAACACAGCUGCUCUCAGUACUGCGCUCUUCAACAAUGGCUUAAGCUGUGGUGCUUGCUUCGAGAUCAAGUGCGCUAAUGACCCAAAAUGGUGCCAUCCUGGUAGCCCUUCUAUUUUCAUUACGGCUACCAAUUUUUGUCCCCCCAAUUUUGCUCUUCCUAAUGACAAUGGCGGUUGGUGUAACCCUCCUCGCACUCAUUUCGAUCUCGCUAUGCCUAUGUUCCUCAAGAUCGCUGAGUACCGCGCCGGAAUCGUUCCCGUCUCUUACCGCCGGGUGCCAUGUAGGAAACAAGGAGGAAUCAGAUUCACAAUCAACGGUUUCCGUUACUUCAACUUGGUAUUAAUCACCAACGUCGCGGGUGCAGGGGAUAUCGUGAGGGUUAGCGUAAAAGGAUCAAACACCGGUUGGAUGAGCAUGAGCCGUAACUGGGGCCAAAAUUGGCAAUCCAACUCUGUUUUAGUGGGCCAGGCUCUCUCCUUCCGCGUCACCGGCAGUGACCGUCGUACCUCAACUUCAUGGAACGUGGCACCUUCUAAUUGGCAGUUCGGUCAGACCUUCACGGGAAAGAAUUUCCGCGUUUGAAAUUCCCUCCCUUUUUCCUUUUAUCCUUUUUUUUGAAAAUUUUCCCUCUCUCUAUUUUUCCCCUCUUUAUUUACCCGGGAAACUUUGGUGUAGUGGGGAGAGGUAAAAGUUAAAGUAGGACGGUCAAAAUGGGACUUUCUAGGGUUAAGAAGUCAACAGCAAUUAUAAGUCUGUAAUUCCGAAUCAUAGGUGUAGGAAAAGUUACCGAGGUGUGGUAACUUCUUACUUUUUUUGUUUUGGUUUGUUUGUUGGGUGUGUGCUUUUAUGUUAAAGUAGCGGUGGUGAAUUUGAAAAUUACCGCGGUUGAAAAGAGUGUAGGGGAGGCUGAAGUGGCUGCAAUGGUAAAUGUGUAGCCCGCAGCAAUUUACUGCUACAUAUAGUAAAGUUUGUUAUGUUAUAUGAAAUGACUCACAUGUAUUAUUAUU
Molecule: messenger RNA, 1281 nt
Organism: Benincasa hispida (wax gourd)
Lineage: Eukaryota; Viridiplantae; Streptophyta; Magnoliopsida; Cucurbitales; Cucurbitaceae
Product: expansin-A4-like
Biological process (GO): plant-type cell wall organization
Cellular component (GO): extracellular region
Source: RefSeq, a predicted model, not a curated record